AGGGAGCUAUCCCGGGGGCACUUCCUGCCAGAUAGUGAGCCCGCCGGAAAUGGGGCCCGCGCCGCGGGAUGGGGGCAGGGAGGGGUUCCCAUGGCAACGGGCCCCUCCAGGUAGGCCUGCUGCUUCCCCCCGAGCAGGGGGUUCCCAUGGCAACGGGCCCCUCCAGGUAGGUCUGCUUCCCCCCCCCAGCAAGGGGUUCCCAUGGCAACGGGGCCCCCAGGGCAGGCCUGCUUCCCCCCCCCGGAGCAGGGGGUUCCCAUGGCAACAGGCCCCUCCAGGUAGGUCUGCUUCCCCCCCCAGCAAGGGGUUCCCAUGGCAACGGGGCCCCCAGGGCAGGCCUGCUUCCCCCCCCCCGGAGCAGGGGGUUCUCAUGGCAACAGGCCCCUCCAGUACUGGUGAAAGGGGCCAGAUUGACAACCCCGGAGACAUCCCCAUGAGUACAGCACAGACAAUUAGAAAACCAACUCCCUCAAAACGCACUACACUGGGUGCCUUCUCCCUUCCCUGGGGGGACCCAGUUUAGAGGGUCCCCUUUCUCAGAUGUCCUUGGAAGAGAAGACAGGGUGACCAGCAAGUCAGCUGAGUUGGGAUGGAUGAGCCCAGAGCCUCCUGGGGAAGCAAAUGCCUCUGGCUGCCUCGUGCAGAGACCACAGCCACAUAACAUCAUUCCCGAGGUGAACAGACCCAGCUGCCUGGCAAGAUGCGCAUCACGUUCUGUCAGGGAGUCCUAGCGCUUGCCAUUGUCAUCAAUCUGCUGAUACUGUACUACGUCUCGAGGCUGCAGCAGCGGAUGUUGCACAGACACAGAGACCACGUCCAGCCUAGCUCCCGGCUGCUGCCUGUCCCCCAGAAGCUGGGGGUGACCGUCAUCAUCAGGGAGUUCGAGGACUUUGAGAACUACGUCCCUGGUGUGGUGCAGUCCUUCCUGAAGCAGAAGCCGGAGCAGCCAGUCAUGGUAGCAGCAGAUACCUUGCCAUAUCCUCCGCUUGUAUUACCGGAUGCUCCCAACGUCCAGCUCGUGAUCCUCAAGCCAGCCCCUGACCAGUCUGCCCAUGUGUCCAGGCCUGAGAUGUACGUGAAGACGGAGUAUGUGGCCCUGGUGCCUGAUGGGGUCAAGGUUGAUUCCACAAGGCAGCUGGAUCGUAUGUUAGAAGAGUUCAAAGCCAACCAGGGCAGAGUUCAAAUGGUGGCAGCGCCCGUGCAGUCCCUCGCUCCCCUCCGCUGCUUGAACCUGAAGGUCAGCCUUAGAAAGUGGACUGCUGAAUACAGUGUAGCGCCUUCCACCAGGGUCUGCACAGCCCUGAAGGGAGACGCCGUGAUUCUGCUGCGCACAACAGAUCUCUUCAACCUUUCCACUCCCUUAGCCAGGCCCCUGCUGACCUCCCUCUUCAUCCAGACAUCACUGCGGGACUGGACGGUCCGAAUCCUUGAUAUCUCCUUCUCCUCAGCCCACCAGCCUCUGCUCAGCUCCUCACAUAACCAAUGGAAGGCAGAGAACCGCGCCAAAGCCAGCCGGCUGCAUCUCUUCCGAGAUUUCGGCAUCAAGCGGGUUCUCCUGGAGGAUGGGAAGCAGCAGUGGUUUGGGUGCAGCAAAGAGACAUCGCGUUGCUUUGGCACCGUCCAUGAUGAUACGCCGGAAUAUCUCUAUCAGAACCGCUGGACCCCGCCUUGCUGUCUACAGGCCCUGAGGGAGACAGCAAAGUACGUCAUCAACGUCUUGGAGACGUCUGGGGUUCGGUACUGGCUGGAAGGUGGGACGCUCCUAGGAGCUGCCCGACAUCAGGACAUCAUCCCAUGGGAUUAUGACGUGGAUCUAGGGAUAUACCUGGAGGACAUUCCCAACUGCGACCUCCUCAGGAACGUAGAGUCUGGCUCCAUCGUGGAUGAGAAGGGCUUUGUCUGGGAGAAGGCCAUCGAGGGCGACUUCUACCGUGUGCAAUACAGCGAGCACAACCACCUGCACGUUGACCUCUGGCCCUUCUAUCCCAAGAACGGGCUGAUGACCAAGGAUACAUGGAUGGGACAUCGGCAGGAUGUGGAGUUCCCGGAGCACUUCCUCAAGCCCCUGUUACCCCUGCCAUUUGCUGGUUUCACAGCUCUGGCGCCCAACAACUACCGGAGUUUUUUGGAGCUGAAGUUCGGCGCAGGUGUGAUCGAGAAUCCAGAGUAUCCAAACCCAGCACUGAAGAAGCUGGAUAAGGGGAAAUAAGCAAGGACUCUGGCUUCUGCCUCUGCAUUGGGGCCCAAGAGAGCAUCAGACUCUGAGGCCCAGGGAGCAGGGAUCCCUCUCUCCUUCCGAACAUAUCCCUGAUGCCAACAGAAGGGAGUCAUUCUGGUAUGAACCAUGCUGCUGCUAGGGCAGCUGUCUGUCCACUGCUGCUGGUACGGCCCACUGAGCCAGGAGAGUUUACCCUCACCUCUGGGGCUGGUGGGAUUGUCUGAAGGGCUUGAGGCCGUUUGGAGGUGAGACACUUUGAACACAAAGACAGGACAAUUAACAAAGCAAGCCAGGGGAGGCCUCAUGGAGAUGCUGCCUCAGCGCAUCUCCUGAACUCGCUGGGUCGCUGGCGGUGCUCUCUGCUUUCUAGCAAAGGUCUGCAGUUCAUGGAUUGUUUGUGGGCUGCUCUCUGAGAGGAAGCGCGAAGCCACAGUUGUUUUCAAUCAGCGGGAAGAGUACAAACUUAAUUCCUGUCCCCCUUGCCUCCUCAUUUAGGGGCUGGAGAUCUGUUACCCAUCUGGGGCUUAAAGUGGGGGGACAGCUGUGGCAUCAUGCACAACUUCAGGCUACCUAGAAAGAAGCACUUGAACAGGGAGAUUAAUUAGUCAGUGAGGCUGUGCCCUGCUUUGGGAGGCUCUGAAGCUGCUGGCACUAGAGGGAGACAGAAGCUUACAACCGAUGACAGGCGGUGACUGGGGAUCUACACCAUAAGAGAGGGGGGAAGGGGACUAAUUGAUCCAAUAGGUUCUGUCCAACCCUCUCAUCCAUCACUGUAACCUGUUUAGCUUGAACCGCAGCAGUGCAUGGGAAUUUACUCACCCUGCCUGAAGCCUAGGCCAGAGAACAAGGCCUGGCAGGGAGGUGCAAUGAUUAUUGGUGAUGCACUUUGAGACCCGUCCUGCUCUCACUGAAGGUCAUGGAAGUUCAGCGAUUGACUUCAGCAGGGCUCAGAUUAGAGUCUCAUCCUAGAUUUGCAAAGUGUGGUCCUUAUCAUGGUGAUUGGCUGUAAGUGACUCCAGAAAAUCAAGAGCCCAACGUGGAAUAUUGCAGACAUAUUUAUAACAGCUGGUUCUGUUUCAUGCAUUUACAGCAAGGUCUUUUACUUGCCCCUUCAAAACGGUGCAGUCCCAAGGAAUCGAGGCCCAGCAGGUAGGUUGUGGGAGGAUCUGCAGCUCUAGAACAUGGGUCUGCUGGUCCCUGAGCAACUGCUGCAUUCACACAGCCAUGAGACAACUCUGGCUGAGCAGCAAUCGACAGGCUGGGCCUUGUGAGCCCAAGCACCACAGGACAUGUUGCCCACAGAAUCUGACUGACAGUGCUCCCAGAGUCCCUGAUUGGUCCAGGCGUGCUAUGUAAGCCUGGAGGGAACACCAGAAAGUUGUCUGUGAAAGUAGGCAAAUCCCCAGCCAGCUUCUAGAACAGACCUCGCUCCUAUCUGGUUCCCAGCCUCGCCCCAGCCCUGCCACAGCCCAUUCCCUAUCCUGGCAUUUGACUCCAGCUCUGAUCCUCUGUUCUGGUUGCUGGCGUCUGACUUUGACUCCAUCCACUAGACCUAGCUGCCCAUGCCCUGGCUGAGCCACGGCUCGGUUUUUUAAGAAAAAGGGAAAGGAGAAGGUGACGAUCUGUACAGCCAGGAGUUGAAAUGUUCUCAUUUAAAGAUUCAGUGGGAUGCUCUGGUUUAGUUUAAACCUUCCCUUUAUAGCUCUGCGAACACAAACAGGGCAGCAUGGGAUUAAUGUGGCAGAACGAGGAACCGAAAUUGCCUCUAAACAAGAAGUGAAAAUAACCAGCCACGUUUCAUUGUCCCAAGCUGAACAAAGUGUAGAAACGUAACUAAACUGCCUCCAUGUUGUAAAGGAAAUUGAGUUUAUUAACCCUUUGUUUUACUCCUGACGCCUUCCAUGAGUAACAGAAAUGCGAGAAUUUAAUAACAAGAAAAUCCCAGGCAUUUGCCCCUUGGUCGGGGGAAGAAUCCAACUGUGAGACAGGAGAUUUGAGUCCUAUUCUCUAACUCCCUGUGUGACGUAGGACAGCUUACUUCCUCUCACCUGUAGACUGGAGCUAAUUAUACUUUUCUCCCUCUCCCAUGGGGAAGCAUGAGGCUUGCUUCAUGUGUGGAAAGCUGGGGAUUUUCAACUGAAAGGAAAAGUUCUUAAUAUAAUUUGAACACACUUAAAGAAAAUCUGGUCCCUAGCAGCCAGUAGCGCCAGCCCCAUGUGCUUAAAAAUCAUGAGAUUGGCAUAAGACUAAUGAGAUUUUAAAGAAUAGUAAACAUUGGGUUCUGCUUUUUGGUUAUUAAGCCUUUAGGGGGCGCUUGGAUCAGGUUUUCAAACUUUUCUGUGCAAGCAUGAGGGAUAGACACUUUUUUAUUUUUCAGUGAAACCUGAGAUUUUCACCAGUCACAGUUUCUGGACCUGUGGCUUCGGUAUCUAAAUGCUACAAGACACAAGAGUUGGCAACACUGAUUACUGCAGACAGUACAGUAGAAAUGCAGUCAAAACACCUCCUAGUUGCUCUACCUAUAACAAUAUCUUCUGCUACUGAAAAGGAGUCGCAGUAGUCUUUGUCCUAAAGGAUCACAGUUAGAAAUGUAGUGAGAGGAGCAGAUUAAUUUGACACUGGCUCCGUUCCCCAUACCCACAUGGCCUUGAAGUCAAUGGAAGUUUUGCCUCAGGAAAGACUGUUGACCUAGUCCCUUCAUUUGUGGAGUUCAGGACAAAGUCCUGACAAGGGGGUUAUUUUAAAUAAUCAUUAAAACGCAAAGUGAUUUCCCCAUCUGAUUUUCUUGGCAUCUCCUGCCAAUCUGGUUCAGACUUUGUUUUGAUCACAUAUGGGGCUGUGAGCAAUGUCAGAGUUUAAGCCACCAUAUAUUGACCUCCUUAAAUCCUCAAAAUAUUUAAACACCUAACUCAUUAAUUUCAGUAGAAGUUAGGAAUCUAAAUACCUUUCAAUGAUAAUACCUUUCACUAAGUCUUGGAGCACUGGGGAAGUUCCAGAAGACUGGAAGAAAACUAAUAUUGUACCAAUAUUUUAAAAAGGUAAAUGGGAUGACCCAGAUAGUUAUAGACCUGUCAGUCUGAUAUCAAUCUCGUGGCUGACAUGGGAGGGUAAUAUGAUUAAUGCCAAUCAACAUGGGUUUAUGGAAAAUAGAUCUUGUCGACCUAACUUGAUCUCUUUUUCUGAUGAGAUGACAAGUUUGGCUGAUAAAGAUAACAGUGUUGAUGUAACAGACUUCUUAUGAGGCAUUUGACUUCGUACCUCAUGACAUUUUGAUUAAAAAACUAGAAAGAUAUAAAAUUAA
Messenger RNA from Dermochelys coriacea (leatherback sea turtle), 5519 nucleotides. RefSeq names its product fukutin related protein (gene FKRP). Gene Ontology annotation, cellular component: Golgi apparatus. Gene Ontology annotation, biological process: protein O-linked glycosylation via mannose. NCBI's taxonomy places the organism in Eukaryota, Metazoa, Chordata, Testudines, Dermochelyidae. The record is from RefSeq and is a predicted model, not a curated record. The transcript is spliced from 4 exons. Bases 701 to 2209 code for a protein of 502 amino acids.